Messenger RNA from Lathyrus sativus (Indian pea), 531 nucleotides. The record is from the annotation of a GenBank genome assembly. NCBI's taxonomy places the organism in Eukaryota, Viridiplantae, Streptophyta, Magnoliopsida, Fabales, Fabaceae.
AUGGCCAGUAGUAGUCGGAAUCCUCUUGUUGUUGGGCGUGUAAUAGGGGAUGUAUUAGACCCCUUUGAAAGUUCUAUUCCUCUCCAAAUUACCUACGGAAAUAGGAAUGUUUCCAAUGGUUGUGAGCUUAAACCUUCUCAAGUUGCCAAUCAACCUCGAGUGAGUAUUGGUGGAGAUGAUCCCAUGAUCUACUACACCCUGGUGUUAGUAGAUCCUGAUGCACCUAGCCCAAGUUACCCCAGUUUUAGGGAGUACCUUCAUUGGAUGGUGACUGAUAUUCCAGCAACUACCGGGGCUAGUUCUGGUAAUGAGGUUGUAAGUUAUGAAAAGCCACGACCCAACUUAGGGAUUCAUCGUUUCGUGUUUGUAUUAUUACGUCAACGGUGUAGACAAAUAGUCUAUGCUCCGGGAUGGCGACAGAAUUUUAAUACAAGAGAAUUUGUUGAACUUUACAAUCUUGAAUUACCAGUUGCUGCUGUGUUCUUCAAUUGUCAAAGGGAAGCUGGAUCUGGAGGAAGAACCUUUAGAUAA